Messenger RNA from Eruca vesicaria subsp. sativa (arugula), 309 nucleotides. The record is from the annotation of a GenBank genome assembly. NCBI's taxonomy places the organism in Eukaryota, Viridiplantae, Streptophyta, Magnoliopsida, Brassicales, Brassicaceae.
AUGGAGGAGUUCUGGAGUCUUUACAAUAACAUGCAUCCUCCAACCAAGUGGGUUCAUGGGUCGGAUCUCUACUGCUUCAAACAUGAAAUCGAACCCAAGUUGGAAGAUCCUGUUUCUGCUAAUGGAGGAAAGUGGACAAUGAUGUUCCCUAAGGCUCAGACUACACUGGAAUUCAAUUGGCUUAACACGCUAAGCAUUGGAAAACAGUGGAAGGAACUUCUUGGUUGCAAUGAGACAAUUGGAUUCAUAUUCCAUAUAGAGGAUGCAAAGACUCUUGAUCGUAAUGCUAAACUUCGCUAUACUGUAUGA